This is a messenger RNA of Ostrea edulis (European flat oyster), 1981 nucleotides long. Its product is annotated as kyphoscoliosis peptidase-like. The coding region runs from base 1 to 1824 and encodes 607 amino acids. The record is from RefSeq and is a predicted model, not a curated record. Lineage: Eukaryota; Metazoa; Mollusca; Bivalvia; Ostreida; Ostreidae. The transcript has 5 exons.
AUGGGAUCUUGUCCAUCCAAGCAAGCAGGACCUCGGAAGAUUGCGGCGAUCCUGAGAGAGAAGUCUGGUGUCAAGUCCGCCUCACACAAACCCGACAUCACAAACAACAAUGAUUACGAUAUGCUUAUACCUCCUGGUCCAAAUACCAAAACCAAAGACAAUAUAGUACCAUCACCGGAAAUACUAGAGCUGAUUGAUGCACACGUCACAGAGACCCCCAGCGAAGUCUGUGGAAAUGUUGCUACUCUAGUGGAUUAUCUGACCCGUGAUUUUGACGAGAGAGUGGAGAAGGUUAAAGCUGUACACAGAUGGAUAACUACCAACAUAAGAUACGACGUUCAAGGCUUUCAAACACGAGAAUUCGGAAAAUCAUCAGCAGAAGACGUUUUGAAAAAGAAGUGUGCUGGUUACCACGGUUAUUGUAAUCUAUUUGCGGCAAUGUGCAGAUCCAUUGGUAUUCCGGUGAAAACUCUAGAAGGUUAUGGAAAAGACGACACAAAUAUUGAAGAAGUAGCCUUUGAUUUACAAUCCUCGGAAAUCAACCAUGCCUGGAGCGUGGUUCACAUUGGGGAGGAGUGGCGAUUUGUGGAUUGCACAUGGGAUGCAGGGUACAUUAACGACAUUGGCAAAUUUCAGUGGUUGUGUAAUGACUUCUAUUUCUUAACAAAUCCGGACUUUUUCGGUGUCAAACAUUUUCCGUAUAUGAACGACAAUUUGGAAACUAGCAAACAAUGGCAAUUAGUUGACGAACCCAUAGAUCUGGAAACAUUUUCAAGAAGAGCGAUUAUUCAUGAAUAUGCUAUGGAAAACGGAAUAGGGCUUGUAACACACGGGGAUACUUUGAUUGAAGUGAUAUGUGAAACUACGAUUAUCAUUAGUGGUCCCAGCGUGCCAAUAGAAGACGUGUCUUGUGAAAUGGAAGAAGUUUACCAAUUUGACAAUAUAGUACAUGACCAAUAUACCAUGGCAGAACGAAUGGGACGUGAUGGUGUCAAAAUAAAGCUCAAAUUGCCUACCGUCACUACUUACAUACUCAAAAUAUAUGCCAAGAUGUUUUCUAAAGAAAACGACUUCGGUAAAGUUGCUACUUACAUUGUUAAGUGCUUACAAGUUUCUAAGGACAUGGAGCUAUUUCCCUGUCAUGGAAUCUGGGGUCCUGAGCUUUAUUAUCGGGAUAUAGGGUUUGAAAAAGCAAUUGUUUAUCAGUGGUGGUAUGAAACAUCAUGUGGCGAAAUUGAUUUGUACAUACCCGUCUGGGAAACAAUGGAGAUAGUUCCCAGACUGCAGUCAUCAGAGGACGUUGAUGAAGUUGUGAACAGCGUUCUUAUUCAAACUGAUGCACGAUCCAUCGUAGCAAUUGCGCGCAUGCCCAAAAGAGGAAAUUACAAACUGACCAUAUCAAAGAAAACGUCUGAUGGAUCCGUCCUUCCUGCUAUCCACUAUCUGAUCACGUGUAAUCACGGAUACAUACCGUUUAUGCCUUUUCCCAUUGCAUUACCAGUUGUUCAGAAGUUCAUGAUAACGCUCAUAGAACCCAAGAAACGAUUUCUUCCCGCGCGGAAUUAUGUGAGAUUUCGCAUCAUAUCACCAUUGCUACAAAGUAUUCGUCUUGGGGAGCAAACAUUCACCAAACGUGUGGGAGAUAAGUGGGAUUUUACAGUCUUGACACCGGGUCCGGAUGAAGAUUACAUGAUGUAUGGAGGGACUGCCAACUACCGGACCAGUAUUUUCUGUUUUCGGACAGUGCAUUUUGUGCCAGAGCCACAUAUUUGCGAGAGAUUGAUUCGGACCUCUCAGUCACGACGAAGUCUUAAUAACAUCUAAGAAAAUGCAAUAUGCUCAUGGACCUAUAUACACCCAGAAACUGCUCUACAAUCUGCCUACAUUCAAGAAUGUACCACUCUGAUUGUUAAACCUGCUGAAUUUGCAAAAAAUAAAACUAUUGAUUUUGUAUCCCAACCGUUUUCGUGAAGAGGAGCAC